GUCGCCCUUAACGUGAACCGGAAUAGUUUUGAACACCUGGAUUGUCUACCUUCCUACACGAUUUACUUCCAAUUAGGGAUAAUUUUAUUAAAGUGUAUUCAUCAAUGAGAAGAACAUGGACAUGGGUGAGAUCGAUCGAUUGAAAACUCGGUUUUCAGACACCCAUCGUCAAAUUACGGAAUCAAGAGAGAUGUGUGUAGAUAUAUUGAGACGUCUAAAUGAACUUCUGGAAAGGCCACACAUAUGCCCUUGCACAGAUGAAGUAUUACAGGCGAAAGAAGAAAUUGGUCGACUUCAGAUUAAAAUCCAACACCUUGAAGACACCCACACGGAGAAUGAACGGCGAUGCUCAGAACAGAAGACACAAGUUUCAGAGCUAAACAGUAGUUUGACAUUAUUACAAAAUGAUUUAACACGUUUAAAUAGUGCUGAUGAUUCUGUUGCGAACGAUGAAAAUGUGUCUGUUUUAGAAAAUAAGAGCAAAGGUGCUGCUAAUAUUUCUACUGAUAUUACAGUCCACACUAAAGAUGACACUGAACUAUUCAUAGAGAAUGAACGUAAUACCAUCCCAGGAAUCGUCUCUCAUCAAAGCAAAACACCUCUUAAUAUCCAAAAUGAAGGCGGCACAACACUUAGACAUGAAAAGAAAACUGCUAACACCAUGUCAAAAAUCAACCCGUUUGCAUCAGCAGAACACAAAAAUGAUCAGGUGUCAGGAAAUGAAAGGUCCAGCGAGGCUUCUACUCGAGGUAAAGUGGAAAUUGUUCGUCAAAGAUACCAGGGCCGCAAAUUAGGAAAGAUGGAGUGGGAUUACCUCAUGCGUCAAGAGAUGUUAGAAGGGGAAGCAUCUGGAAUUAAAGAUCUUGGAGGCGUCCAUAACGUUGUAUUGCUGGAUAUCUCUGAGAGUAUGGAAGAAACAUGGCCGCAUGUGGCAACUUUCUUCAACGAUUAUUUAUCCGGUUUAGAGGUUUUAGCAAGUCAAGGUCUGCAACAAGAACACGUUGCUUUAGUUACGUUCGGACAUGAAACCAAAGUACAACAAAGGCUGACGAACAAAUACAGAAGUUUGAAAACGGCGUUCAGCCGACUAAAGGUAGGCGGACCAUCGCCACUCACGGCAGGAAUAAUGAUGACGUUUGCGGCGGCUGGAUCGUCUAAUAAACAAGUCUGUGUUAUGAAUGGCAUGGUAGUGCCAACAAGGGUGAUUAUUAUCACGGAUGGCGAACCUACUGAUACAUCUCUGUACAUGGGACCCGAUGAAGCUACUCCUUCAAAAUUAGAUGAGAUCAGAAGUCAAGUGAUAAAUGAAAUGGAACAGGCAAGGAAGUUCAACUUAGAUGUUUUCUUUGUUCCAGUUGGUAAGGCUAACCGUGAGUUCAUCAACCUGAUGGCAGAAGUUGUUAAUGGAAAGGUGAUUUCACACCAGGAUGGCAAUCAGAUGUCAAAGAGAACGUUGCUGACGCGUCAGUGUGGUCCUCUUGGCGGUUUCAUGUUACCUUCACUCUCUUUGUCAGAAAGAGACAAGAGUGACAUAAAAGAAAUAAAACGGAAAUCGAUAUCCGUAGAAAAGUUAAUAAAAAACCCAAGUGACAAUCGUGAUUCUUACAAGGAGAAGUCGUACUGUGAUUUACCCGUCCAGGGGUCAAGAGUAAGAAGAGGCCCAGAUUGGCCUUACAAGGAGGACCACAGCCAAGGGCUGGCAGGGACGAUCGUUGGACAUUGCGAUGAUGGACAACGCGUGUGGGUGGACUGGGAUACACCGGGCUCCUACCUGUUCCACUAUCGCUACGGGCAAGGUGGUUCUUAUGAGGUCAUCUUAGUGGACGAACAACGGCGUCUUGACGUCGGUGAAAUUAUGGCCGUAGGCUGCCAUGUCAAACCAGGCCUGGGAUGGAAGAGUUCAAACACAGAUAUUGGCCUGCAAUGUGUCGGUGUUGUUUUGCGUCUUCACAUGACUGGUGCGGUCCCAAAGGCACUGGUACGUUGGGAGAAAGGUGCAAGGGGAGAAUACUCGUACAUGACAGGAAGUCUUUCGUUACCGGAAAUUCAACUUGUGAUUGAUGGCACACCAGCAAACAAACCACAGGAUUUAAAGCCUGUCAAUAAACAAGUUAGAAACAAAAACAAACAUUAGUAGCACCUGUGCGCAAAGAAGUUGUAGCCCUCCUGUGUCAAGACGGUCGUUAUACUCCUGUUUCAAAUAAUAUGUAGAUCUUCUGCGUCAAAGAACUAGUAAUACUGAGUAAUACAUAUGCGUCUUAAACUUGCUGUGUUGGAGCUUUAUUUGUCGCCCGGUUUCCAAAUGUUGAAAUGCAUACAAAUUUAUACCCUGUGUUGUCUCUUAUUUUUUAAAGUGCAAAAAGGAAAUUGUUGUCUCUCUAAUGGUGUUCAAUAAUCAUGUUAACACUUUGCAAUAACAUUAUCACAUGAUAAUUUCGGAUAAUCUUAUGUUCACUACCUCUUUAAGACCUAGUUUAAGGAAUGUUUAGCAUGAUAUUCCCUUGCCGUGCAUCUCCUGUUUAUUGUACUGUUGUCACAGUAGGGGCCAUUUAGAGUUGACAGUUUUAAAGUGGAUCAUCUCAUUGUCUCACUUAUACAUAAAAUAAUAUGCAUACCUUACGUAUUUAUUAAUUAUACCGUUUGGAAAUAAGUAGUCAACAAAUAAACGUGAUAGGUUUUUAGAUAGUUCUAUAACAUGUAUAUUUAAAUGCACUUUAAACACAUGGUCACCAUUGUUAUAUUUAAUUUGUGAAGCAACAUGGUUAAAUCAUAUUAAGGGGCUAUUCAUAUAAUAUAUGACAUUACUCUUAUUCUUAUUUCUAAGGCUUUAUGAUAAUAGUAUUAUAAUUAAUUAAAAAAAGCAACAACAACUAAAAGACAAAAUGUAUUGUCCAUUUCUAUAAUAAAACAUUUAGAUCUGCACCGCAUGACACUCUUGCUCAAGGUAAUACAAAUCAAUACAGAGAAAUUGUGAACUAUACACGGAUAAUAAUACUUAUAAUUAUCAUUAUUUUAUUUUUAUUUAUUUAUUUAUAUAUUUUUUUUUAUUAUU
Messenger RNA from Mya arenaria, 3052 nucleotides. RefSeq lists its product as uncharacterized. The transcript has 19 exons. Gene Ontology annotation, molecular function: metal ion binding; ubiquitin-protein transferase activity. The record is from RefSeq and is a predicted model, not a curated record. NCBI's taxonomy places the organism in Eukaryota, Metazoa, Mollusca, Bivalvia, Myida, Myidae. Bases 116 to 2134 code for a protein of 672 amino acids.